AUGUUGCUCAUCCGCAGCGUUCUUAUGUUUGGGCUAAUACUUUGUUUGGUGUGCAGAUUUCUUGAAGGCCAAAAGUCCUUGAACUUUCUGCUCUUUCGGAAAAUCGUCGCCGACCACAACAGCAAGUACAUAUCCUUGUACGAGGCUGCGAUCAGUCAGGACUACACCACGAUCAACUUUACCCUGAACCUUGCGCGGAACAUCACGGCGGAUGUAUGGCUUAAGGCUACAAUAGCGCAGCGGGUGUCAAAAACCGGAGAAUCGUACCGGGACGUCUUUACCUACAACGUGAAUCUGUGCCAGGUGAUGGGCAGGGGCAAGGGCAUCAGCCUGAUCAACUUCUGGCUGAACAACAUCCUCAGGCAGUCCAAUAUGCCCCGGAACUGUCCACUCAGGGAGGGCAACUACUACAUGCGCAACAUUCGAUCGGAAAAGGAGACUAUUCCGCGGUUCAUUCGCUCUGGCAGCUUUCGCAUAGACUCUAGUGUUUAUGUUAGGGACUGGCACAGCGUCAAUUUGACAGAAACAAUCUUCCACGUCGACAUAAAAAUGAAGUGAGUGGGCCCGGAUUCGCUUUUUCAGGAAGGCUGCGCCGAUAUCAGCUGGCCACAUUAAAAGGCAAUGAAUCAUUGAAGAGCUCAAAUCUCCACUGGCUAACACAAUUUCUCACUUCCAAUCGAGUAAAUCGUUGCACGUGCAUUUCGCAUAAAUAAAUUAAUGAGUCCUCCAACAAGGACACGGAUAUAGCCACCGACACGGACACGGAUUUCUGCCCGGAACGUGGCUGGCCGCGCUGCAAGCUGCGAUUUAUACGAGGGCGCCGUCUAAGCGCAAAAUAAUUUAAACACUGUCAAUAAUAGUUUGGGG
Messenger RNA from Drosophila simulans, 867 nucleotides. RefSeq lists its product as uncharacterized. The record is from RefSeq and is a predicted model, not a curated record. The transcript is spliced from 3 exons. Lineage: Eukaryota; Metazoa; Arthropoda; Insecta; Diptera; Drosophilidae. The coding region runs from base 1 to 558 and encodes 185 amino acids.